This is a messenger RNA of Effrenium voratum, 714 nucleotides long. The record is from the annotation of a GenBank genome assembly. NCBI's taxonomy places the organism in Eukaryota, Dinophyceae, Suessiales, Symbiodiniaceae.
AGCCGGUGUGGACAGCUCGACCGAAAAAUCGACGACCGAUUUUUCCGCAAGAUGGCCUCUCCUCUUCGCCGCAGCUUGUCCCGGGGUGCAGCCAGCGGCGCCUUGUCCUUGGGCUCCGCGGUGACGCCACGCAGCGCUCAGGGCGCCGCGCUGAUCCGGGCGGCCUCCAAUGCCUCGCUGCAUUCCAUGAGCUCUGUGGGUGCCAGGACGCCAAAGACGCCUCGCACUCCCCGCACUCCCAAGACGCCCAACAGCUCGUUCUUCUCUCCGUCGAUCAGCGCUGCUGCCGGAUACGCCGCCAACUUCGCCCACGCUUCCCCGGAGGACCUGCCCUCCCCAACCUCUGGCUCGGGCGUGUCGCCUGAGCGCCACCGCGGGUUGGGUGGGAUCCGCCACCAGGCGGAUCUCCCAAUUCUGCUGGGGCAAUCUGGCGCCCAGACGUCGCCCUCGCUGGAGGAGCCUCGCAGCGUGCGGUUCCAGGAUGACCUGGAUUCCUUUGCGCGCAGCACACGCGAGAUGGUCAUGAUGCGCCAGCGCGCCCGGCGCGAGCGCAAGGAGAUGGUGGACAAGGCCAUGCGGGAGAACAUGUCCUAGACCGACAGUCGACAGGACGCCUUCGGACAAGAGCUUCUGGGAGGCGCGAGGCCGGUCUGCCUUAGGCAUUGCGCGGCCGAGUCGCUGCAGUGGCCGGGGAGUGAGAGGAGAAAUGGCGCU